This is a messenger RNA of Physella acuta, 611 nucleotides long. RefSeq lists its product as uncharacterized. The record is from RefSeq and is a predicted model, not a curated record. NCBI's taxonomy places the organism in Eukaryota, Metazoa, Mollusca, Gastropoda, Physidae.
AUGGAGACAGAAGAACAAAGUGUCUCUUGUAAAGCAAAAGGUAGAAUGCGUCAUGCUACUGCUCGUGCGAUUGAGACAGAACAAGAAAGGGUCUCUCGUCUUGAUAAGCAGAAAGAACGAACUGAUGCUGCACUUGCAAUUGAGACAGAACAAGAAAGGUGUGGUCAGAGGCUGGGGUAUGAUGAACAAUUUUUAAGAAACAAUAAAAAUCAGUCCACUAUUCACAGUUACGUGCCAGUAGUUCGUCCUGUUCUACUCAGACGUGGUGCACUGCACAUUCCAAGGCUGGUGAACAGAAGAUCUUGGAUACGCAUAUUUCCACCUCCCCAUUACCCACAUUUUAAACACGAUCAUAACAAUGAUCCUAUUCCUGGAUUUACACUUCCGCAUCCAGACUAUCAAGAUUAUUCUGAAGAAGAUUAUGGAUAUCAGAAUGACUAUACCACAGAAAGGAGUUUCUUCAAACCAUCAGAACGAUCAUAUUAUUUGUUCUGAAAUACUUUACGAAGUGACGAGUACGACUUACCACAAGAACAGAGAGAACACGUCAGAGAGAAAAAAAUAUUACAUGACAAAUAGUUAUUUGGGAUUAAAAUUAGAUUCAAACAUGA